AGGCUGGGAGAGCGGCGGAGCUGCGAGUGAGGAGGGGCGCGCGGCGGGGGCGCCGCGAGGGCCUGCUCGGUGCACUUGCGAACGCGCGGAGCGCAGAGGGAGCGCCCGGCUCUCGCCCGCCAGCGUCCGGCCACGACGCGCGGAGGGCGCGGGGAGACUGUUAUUCUGCGCUCGCCUUCGCCGGCUCUGCCCCAGGACAACUCCGCGGCGGGGAGGGCGCGCCACGACCCUGCGCGGGCGGCGCGCGCGGACCGGCCUCCCCCAGCCCAGCGCAGCCCAGCCCAGCCUGGGCUGAAGGCGAGCGGCGCGCAGCGGACAGCGGCCGCGGGGGCUGCCCCGAUGGGGCGUGGCGAUGAGUGAGCAGGCCCAGUGGAUGAGGAUGGAGAGCUGCACCCAGGAGGGCAAGAAGAGAAGCCCAGCCAUCCCCGCAUAGAAUGACUGCCCUGGGAGGGGGGUUCCCCAGACCCCAGCCGGGCUGCUGACCUUCAGCCUACAAACCGCUAAGAGCAGGACUCCAGACUCUUGUGGAUGGUCCUCUGCCCUGCGGCUCCACCAUGAGGCUCCUCGUGGCCCCCCUCUUGCUGGCUUGGGUGACUGGUGCCACCGCCGCUGUGCCUGUGGUGCCCUGGCGUGUGCCCUGCCCCCCUCAGUGUGCCUGCCAGAUCCGGCCCUGGUAUACACCCCGCUCUUCCUACCGUGAGGCCACCACCGUGGACUGCAAUGACCUGUUUCUGACGGCUGUGCCCCCGGCACUGCCCGCGGGCACGCAGACCCUACUGCUGCAGAGCAACAGCAUUGUCCACGUGGACCAGAGUGAGCUCGCCUACCUGGCCAACCUCACAGAGCUGGACCUGUCCCAGAACAGCUUUUCUGACGCCCGGGACUGUGAUUUCCGUGCCCUGCCCCAGCUGCUGAGCCUGCACCUGGAGGAGAACCAGCUGACUCGGCUGGAGGACCACAGCUUUGCAGGGCUGGCCAGCCUGCAGGAACUCUAUCUCAACCACAACCAGCUCUACCGCAUUGCCCCCAGGGCCUUCGCCGGCCUCAGCAACCUGCUGCGGCUGCACCUCAACUCCAACCUGCUGAGGGCUGUGGACAGCCGCUGGUUCGAGAUGCUGCCCAACCUGGAGAUCCUCAUGAUUGGCGGCAACAAGGUGGAUGCCAUCGUGGACAUGAACUUCCGGCCCCUGGCCAACCUGCGCAGCCUGGUGCUGGCAGGCAUGAACCUGCAGGAGAUCUCCGACUAUGCCCUGGAGGGGCUGCAGAGCCUGGAGAGCCUCUCGUUCUACGACAACCAGCUGGCCCGGGUGCCCAGGCGGGCGCUGGAGCAGGUGCCCGGGCUCAAGUUCCUAGACCUGAACAAGAACCCGCUCCAGCGGGUAGGGCCCGGGGACUUUGCCAACAUGCUGCACCUCAAGGAGCUGGGGCUGAACAACAUGCAGGAGCUGGUUUCCAUUGACAAGUUGGCCCUGGUCAACCUUCCUGAGCUGACCAAGCUGGAUAUCACCAACAACCCCCGGCUGUCCUUCAUCCACCCCCGCGCCUUCCACCACCUGCCACAGAUGGAGACCCUCAUGCUCAACAACAACGCUCUCAGUGCCUUGCACCAGCAGACAGUGGAGUCCUUGCCCAGCCUGCAGGAGGUGGGUCUCCAUGGCAACCCCAUCCGCUGUGACUGUGUCAUCCGCUGGGCCAAUGCCACGGGCACCCGUGUCCGCUUCAUCGAGCCGCAGUCCACCGUGUGUGCCGAGCCGCCAGAUCUCCAGCGCCGCCCAGUCCGCGAGGUGCCCUUCCGGGAGAUGACAGACCACUGCCUGCCCCUCAUCUCCCCCAACAGCUUCCCCUCCAGCCUCCAGGUGGCCAGUGGAGAGAGCCUGGUGCUGCACUGCCGGGCGCUGGCUGAACCGGAACCCGAGAUCUACUGGGUCACUCCAGCGGGGGUUCAACUGACGGCUGCCCGUGCAGGCAGGAAGUACCGGGUGUACCCGGAAGGGACCCUGGAGCUGCGGAGGGUGACCCUGGAAGAAGCAGGGCUGUACACCUGUGUGGCCCAGAACCUGGUGGGGGCUGACACUAAGACGGUCAGUGUAGUUGUUGGCCGGGCUCCCCUGCAGCCAGGCAGGGACAAAGGAUGGGGGCUGGAGCUCCGAGUACAGGAGACCUACCCAUUUCACAUUCUACUAUCUUGGGUGCCCCCACCUAACACAGUCUCCACCAACCUCACCUGGUCCAGCACCUCCUCCCUCUGGGGCCAAGGGGCUGCUGCUCUGGCUCGCUUGCCGCGGGGCACGCAUAGCUACAACAUCACCCGCCUCCAUCAGGCCACCGAGUACUGGGCCUGCUUGCAAGUGGCCUUUGCUGAUGCCCACACCCAGUUGGCAUGUGUAUGGACCAGGACUAAAGAGGCCACUCCUUGCCACAGAGCCUUAGGGGACCGACCUGGGCUCGUAGCCAUCCUGGCUAUCGCUGUCCUCCUGCUGGCAGCUGGGCUAGCAGCCCACCUUGGCACUAGCCAGCCCAGCCAGGGGGUUGGGGGGUGGCCUCUCCUUCCAGCCUGGGCUCUCUGGGGCUGGAGUGCUCCCUCAGUCCGGGUGGUGUCUGCACCCCUUGUCCUGCCCUGGAAGCCGGGGAGGAAGCUGUCCUCAGAAGGGAAGACACUGUCAUCACCAUUGUUGCAAAAUUCCUGAAGCUCAGCCUGUUCUUAGCAGGAGAGAAAUAACUAGGACUACUUUUUACCAAAAGGGAAGCAAUCUGGGCCAGACGCCCUGCCAGGAGAGUGACAUGGAC
Molecule: messenger RNA, 2787 nt
Organism: Diceros bicornis minor
Lineage: Eukaryota; Metazoa; Chordata; Mammalia; Perissodactyla; Rhinocerotidae
Gene: LRRN2
Product: leucine rich repeat neuronal 2
Exons: 2
Coding region: 555-2687 (710 amino acids)
Molecular function (GO): protein binding
Source: RefSeq, a predicted model, not a curated record